AAUAAAAUAACGGCCGGCUAAUUUGCUUAAAGAAAAACCCAUAAGGUUAGUUGACGUCUGUGUUGAAAACCUAAUAAACCCUAGCUGCCGCUUGUUGAACCUGCUCUCCAUCUCCGGCGAGCUACCUCUCCAGAUAUCUUUGAAGUCGUUAACACCAAAUAUCGCAGCCAUGGCGAGUACUAAGGUCCAGAGGAUUAUGACUCAACCCAUUAACUUGAUUUUCAGGUUCCUUCAAAGUAAAGCUCGAAUUCAAAUUUGGCUUUUUGAGCAGAAAGAUCUGAGGAUUGAAGGCCGAAUCAUUGGCUUUGAUGAGUAUAUGAAUUUGGUUCUUGAUGAUGCUGAGGAAGUCAAUGUCAAGAAGAAAACAAGAAAGACUCUUGGAAGGAUUCUUCUUAAAGGAGACAACAUUACUCUGAUGAUGAAUUCGGGGAAAUGAUGAUCAACUUAGCAAGUGUUUGGACUUCUGUAUGAGCUACAUAGAGUCGACUGCUACAUUUAACAUUGAAACAUGCUUUGAUUUGGACUCUAGGUGAUAAAUGUAGGCGGAAUAUGAAUCAAGUAAAAUGUUUUAAGAGAUUAGGUUGGUCAUUAUUUUGACCUGGCAAUAUCACUUGCUGUGCAAUUAAUAUCAUGAUGCUUGUCAGGAUUAUCUUUUAUGGGAUGUACGAUUAUGAACUACUGUAUGCUCAAUACGAAUGGAAACUUGAUAGUUUUGUACU
Molecule: messenger RNA, 719 nt
Organism: Ricinus communis (castor bean)
Lineage: Eukaryota; Viridiplantae; Streptophyta; Magnoliopsida; Malpighiales; Euphorbiaceae
Product: small nuclear ribonucleoprotein E
Exons: 6
Coding region: 170-436 (88 amino acids)
Biological process (GO): mRNA splicing, via spliceosome; spliceosomal snRNP assembly
Cellular component (GO): U1 snRNP; precatalytic spliceosome; U4 snRNP
Molecular function (GO): RNA binding
Source: RefSeq, a predicted model, not a curated record